Messenger RNA from Carlito syrichta (Philippine tarsier), 1481 nucleotides. Its product is annotated as egl nine homolog 1-like. Gene Ontology annotation, cellular component: nucleus; cytoplasm. The coding region runs from base 1 to 723 and encodes 240 amino acids. Gene Ontology annotation, biological process: cellular response to hypoxia; peptidyl-proline hydroxylation to 4-hydroxy-L-proline. The record is from RefSeq and is a predicted model, not a curated record. NCBI's taxonomy places the organism in Eukaryota, Metazoa, Chordata, Mammalia, Primates, Tarsiidae. The transcript has 2 exons. Gene Ontology annotation, molecular function: L-ascorbic acid binding; peptidyl-proline 4-dioxygenase activity; ferrous iron binding.
AUGGGGAACACAAAAGAGGAAGUGAUAGAUGACUUCUGCUUUGCCAGUCGGAAAAGUUGUCCCAGAAGUGAUGUUGGAGUGGGAAUUUUGAUGAAUUUUAGCAGCUCACUGAUUAGACAAGGGACAGAUCGAACAUUAACAGGCAGUGGUGACAGAUGUGAAAAUCUGUGUGGAAGUUGUACAAGGGAAAAUGGACAGAAGUGCCUGGGAGGUAGAAAAGAGACCCGGCAGCAGGUCGGCGACGAGGCGCGCGCGCUGCCCGACGCCGGCAAGUUCGCGGACGGGCAGCUGGUCAGCCAGAAGAGCGACUCGUCCAGGGACAUCCGCGGCGACCGGAUCACCUGGGUCGAGGGCAAGGAGCCCGGCUGCGAGACCAUCGGGCUGCUCGUGAGCAGCAUGGACGACCUGAUCCGCCACUGCGACGGGAAGCUGGGCAACUGCAAGGUCAACGGCCGGGCGAAAGCCGUGGUUGCUCGUUAUCCGGGCAGUGGAACAGGUUAUGUGCGUCAUGCUGAUAAUCCAGAUGGAGAUGGAAGGUGUGUGACCUGUAUAUAUUAUCUUAACAAAGACUGGGAUGCCAAGGUAAGUGGAGGUAUACUUCGGAUUUUUCCAGAAGGCAAAGCCCAGUUUGCUGACAUCGAACCUAAAGUUGAUAGACUGCUGUUUUUCUGGUCUGACCGUCGCAACCCUCAUGAAGUACAACCAGCAUAUGCUACCAGGUGAAAAAGGUGUGAGGGUUGAGCUCGAUAAACCUUCUGAUUCAGUCAGUAAAGACGUCUUAUAGAGCCUUUGAACCAGCAAUACUCCCACUUCACCUACAGUAAUUGUUGAUGCUAUGUGUUGACUUGUGAAUACAAAUAAAUGGGAUAAAGAAACAAUAGAGAGCCAACUGACAUUUUAAUAAGAAAACAGAAACAACUUUUUGUGUGUUGCAUCAAACAGAAAAUUUGACUGCUGUGACUUUGUACUGCAUGAUCGACUUCAAAUCUGAUUACUUAUGGGAAGAAGAUAAGCUAUCAACUGAAAAUGGUUUUUACAUCUGGACAUGAAAUAAGUGCCCUAUGUAGAAUUUUUUUCAUUCUUAUAUUUUGUCAGAUCUGUCAUCUAGCUGAGUUCAUUUCAUCUCUCCCUUUUUUAUAUCAAGUUUGAAUUUGGGAUAAUUUUUCUAUGAUUAGGUACAGUUUAAAAAACUGUAUUAAGAAUUACAGUAUUGUUCCUCAAAAUAACAUCAAUCUAUUUUUGUAAGCCUCUUUGUACUAUUAAAUUUGGCCCUAAAAGACCUCUUAAUAAUGAUUAUUGCCAGUGACUGAUGAUUUUCUUUUUACUUAAAAUAAGAAGAGAAGCACUUGGAUUACAGCUGAAAAAUCAGAUUGUCUUGUAGUCCUUUCUUACACGAAUUUGAACUUUUAAAAAUCACUGUUGUCUUUCUUUUGGCAUUGUUAAUAAUGAAACCUAAUAGUAAAACAGUCAUCAUUUACUAC